Messenger RNA from Lotus japonicus, 2307 nucleotides. RefSeq names its product organic cation/carnitine transporter 3-like. The coding region runs from base 350 to 1888 and encodes 512 amino acids. Gene Ontology annotation, biological process: transmembrane transport. Lineage: Eukaryota; Viridiplantae; Streptophyta; Magnoliopsida; Fabales; Fabaceae. The record is from RefSeq and is a predicted model, not a curated record. Gene Ontology annotation, cellular component: membrane. The transcript has 2 exons. Gene Ontology annotation, molecular function: transmembrane transporter activity.
ACACAUCAGAGAAAAUAACAAAUUCUCGAGAUUAAAGUGAAUCCAAAAAGGUCCCACUCAAAUAUUUGAAAUUUUCAUUUUAUCAUUCACUGCCCCCAUUGCUUGGCCAUUACUUUUGUAAUUGGUCAUCUCUCCUGGUUCCACCCAACCAAUUUAUGUUUCUAUUAAAAGUGAAGAUCAAACACGCUGAACUAGUUGGGGGAUAAUUUAUUUUCAGAAAGGGAAAAGAGUUUAAGCAGAUAUUGAGAAGGUUGAGCAAUAAAAGGCUAUUAAGGAGUGAGAAUGUGAGAUGAUGAUGAUCAUUUGAAAGAAGUACGUGUGAACUCAAGAACGUGACGGUUAGAUUUUGAUGGCGGCGAUUGAGGAGGUUGCCAAUUCCACACGGCUCGCGGUAGAUGAGGCCAAAGCAGCUGCUGGUGGUGAUGAACAAUUGGAAUAUGACAUGAUGGAGAAGGGUUUGGGAACAUUUGGCUGCGCGGAGUUCAUGCAAUGCAUCCUUGUAUCCUUAGCAAUGUUUUUUGAUGCACAACAAUCAUUCAUAAGCAUCUACACUGAUGACUACCCAUCAUGGCACUGCACUGAUUUCACCACAUGCAGCCCAGGUUCCAACAUCUGCAACAUCCCAAAAUCUUCAUGGUCUUGGGAUGGACCAAUUCACAAGACAGUGGUAUCCCAAUGGGGCCUUGAAUGUGCAAGUGACUUUGUCAUAGGUUUACCCCAAUCUUGCUUCUUCAUUGGUUGCCUCCUUGGUUCAUUUCUCUUAGCAACAUUAGCUGAUACAUCUCUUGGAAGAAAGAACAUGCUCAUUCUGUCUUGUUUAGCAAUGUCAGUAACUUCAAUCAUCAUUGUCUUCUCCACCAAUGUUUGGAUUUACUCAGCUUUCAAAUUCUUGAUUGGGUUUUGGCGUUCGACGAUCGGAACAUGUGUUCUGGUUUUACUGACAGAGAAGGUGAGCACAGAGUGGAGGUUCACAGUGGGGAUUGUAGAAUAUUUCUGCUUCACUAUAGGGUAUAUGUCCUUGCCCGGUAUAGCUUAUGUCAAUAGAUUUUCGUCAUGGAAAGCUAAUUACAUUUGGACAUCGAUUCCUGCGAUUGUUUACUCAAUCAUAGCUUACAUUUUUGUUACUGAGUCUCCAAGGUGGCUUCUCAUGCAAGGUAGACAGGAAGAAGCAAUAGCAAUGCUGAAAGGAGUGUCCGCAGCAGAAAACGGGGUUGAUUUAACUGCAAGUUUACUAAAAGCGCCGCCUCCCCCAAAGGCUUCAAUUUUCCAACUUUACUCAUCAAUAGCAGAGUUGUUUGAGAGAAGUUGGGCUCUAAAGCGAAUGGUGGCGAUUAUGGUGCUUGGUAUUGGCAUUGGAAUGGUGUAUUUUGGAAUGCCACUGGCUGUGGGGAACUUGGGAUUUGAUAUUUACUUGGCUGUUGUGUUCAAUGCCUUGAUGGAAUUUCCUUCUUGUGUUGCAACAUAUUUCUUGGAAAAUUGCAGGAGAAAGCCAUCUAUUCUUGUAUUCUCAGUUGCAAGUGGAGUAUGUUGUGUAAUGUGUGUUCUUGUGGGAAGUGGGCUACAAGAAGUUAAAGUUGGUCUAGCAUUGAUUUCAUUUUUCAGUGCUUGCACAGCUUAUAAUGUGUUUCUGAUAUACAUUAUAGAGUUGUUUCCUACAAGUGUGAGGAACACUACAACUUCAUUGGUGAGACAAGCUAUUGUGUUUGGUAACAUAUUCAGCCCCUUUUUGAUAUCUGCAGGGAGGAAAAAUGACUUCUUCUCUUAUGGUGUAUUUGGAAUAGUAAUAAUGGCAUCUUGUAUUACAUUGCUCGGUUUGCCGGAGACCAGAGGACAAGCUCUUUGUGAUACCAUGGAUCAACAAGAGAAAAAAGAACAUUCACCUGUGUAGAAUUGGCAACAGGGUCAGUUUAUGAUUGAUUAGGUUCUUUGUGUUUCGCUGCAUUGGCUGGUAAAGAUCAUGAUUUUGCGGUUUUGACGCGAGAACCUGAGACUUGAUUUUUGUCACGAUUAUAACUGAAGAAACUAGACCCCAUUCAGUAAUUUUUCUGUUAUUCUGUUAUGUUAGUUAACUUAGUUUUCUAGUGUAAUGUAUGGUGAAAUGUAAAAUGGGUACAUGACUGCAAGUCUGCAACUUCUUGUUAAACAGUCUCAUAAUUAGGGUGCUUCUCUUGUCUGUGUUGUUAGUUGGAAGCAGUUCUUGGGCUCAAGCAAUACCAAUGGCCCUGAGAUAGAAGAACAAUAUUCAAACUGUUGAUGGCACACUCCCAAAACCAGAUUUUUGAAAUUUUGAAUGACUUGAAAGAUAGA